CUUAUAAUAAUAGGAAAAUAAUUUAGCCUACUUUUAAAGUUGUAAACACAGUAAGAUAAAUGUCAAUUAUUCGCUGGGACCUGUACUUUUCUAUUCAUUUACAGUACUCAUUUGACAAUAUUUAAGAAAGCGUUUCUCGAUCUAGAAUCUAGAUCUAGAUAGAUCUAGAUAUCUACUUCGCAAUGGACGUUGGCCUACGUUUUAAUUAGAGCGUAUGAGUAACGCAUGGACAGUUCAGUGUAAUCCUUCACUUUGCUUGCAAGUUCCGGGAACGAACAAGUGAACCCAUAUAGGGUCAGGUUAACGGAAACAUUUUUGGUGUCGGUCCGAUCUCUGUGUAAUGUCUAGAUCUAUAUUUAGUUCCUUAUUCAUGUCGUAGGCUCUUCGUCCAAUGAUAGAAUGUGUGAAGGAAUAUAAAAAGAUGUCAAGUGGGUAUAGUUGCACUUCUUGAUUUAGAUUGGUACCUCUCUCUUGAACUUGAGACAACUGCACUGGCACAACACUAGGCCUAAUUAACACGGAUCUAUUCUUAAUUCAAGUAGGCCUACAGUAUAGAAACUACGCUGUACUCUCCAGAUUUGUAUUUUUAAAAAAAGACUCAAAACAUUCUAACAUCAAGUUGAUUGAAAUUUAAGAAUGGCUUCUGCGACGUCCGAAGGUUCAGCAGCCUCCCCAAGCAUUACGAAGGAGGAUGUCAAAUUGCCUUGCAAACAAGACAAGCUUGCCUUUGUGCUGUAUAAUGUUCUCACACCACAGGAAUGUAAGGAACUCAUUGACAAGACAGAGAAGAAGGGUUAUGAAUUGGCUCUGGUCAACACUGGAUUUGGAAGACAAAAAGCAAUGACUGACAUCAGAAACAGUAGUCGCUGUAUCAUAGACUCUGAGGAGUAUGCGACGGAGCUUUGGCGACGGAUCAAGGAUUUCGUACCCCCUGUAUUCAAAGGGAGGAAAGUGCUGGGACUGAAUGAAAGGCUCCGUUACCUUCGCUACGACAAGGGGGAAUACUUCAAACCACACUACGACGGCGUCUACAUUCGAGAGAAUGGAGAAAGAAGUUGCAUCACAUUUCAGCUUUAUCUAAAUGAGGGUUUUCAAGGCGGAGCUACAAAUUUCCUUGGUUCCAAUUUCGAAGUUGAACCAGUCGUACCAAAGACAGGGUCGGUCCUCAUCUUUCAGCACGAUAUCUUCCAUGAAGGGGAGGAGCUGAAGAAAGGUCGCAAGUACGCCAUGCGGACGGACGUCAUGUACUCGGCGGAGCGUAGCUAUGGCAACGAGGGGACUCCUGUUUAACAUUGACAACACGCUGCCCUAAAAGUACAAAGUUCUAUCUGCUCAGUUCUUAGUUUGGAGAAAUUUGCCGUAAAAAAUUUUUAGUUUCACAAAGCUGUCCCUGAAGAAUUAUGCAAAUUUAGAUGGCAAAAUUAUGC
Messenger RNA from Aplysia californica (California sea hare), 1427 nucleotides. RefSeq names its product probable prolyl 4-hydroxylase 3. The coding region runs from base 637 to 1290 and encodes 217 amino acids. Lineage: Eukaryota; Metazoa; Mollusca; Gastropoda; Aplysiida; Aplysiidae. Gene Ontology annotation, molecular function: procollagen-proline 4-dioxygenase activity; L-ascorbic acid binding; iron ion binding. The transcript has 6 exons. Gene Ontology annotation, cellular component: endoplasmic reticulum. The record is from RefSeq and is a predicted model, not a curated record. Gene Ontology annotation, biological process: peptidyl-proline hydroxylation to 4-hydroxy-L-proline.